AUGAAAUUAGCUGAUCGUAAGAAAUUUUCUGUUCAUUUGGAUAUGUCUGCUUUAAAACAAAUAAUCCAAACUGCUCAUCCACUCUCCACUAAACGCAAAAUCGACACUACUCCCACCAGUCCAAAUACUCCUGGGAUAGCAUCAGAAAAGAAAUUCAAGCCAGUUUAACCCUUACAUACUAACAUCAAUCUAAACAACAACAACAACACUAUACAGAAUAUUAUACUCAACUUUAAAAAUAAAGCCAUUAAAGAAAAAGAAAAUGCUCCAAUUUCAACAAUGUCAAAAUUUCCACUUUUAGUUGAUUAGUUUAUUAGAUUGUUUAAUUUGAGUAAAAGUGAAGUUCUUGAGGUGUAACAGUUGAAACAAGUAUAUUAUUACAAAUAAUCCAAAAUUUAAUAAGAUGGUUAAAAUGGAGAGUAUUUGUUUUAUGCUAAAGAUCACAUUAAAUAUCAAUAUGAAAUUAUUAACCUUAUUGGAUAAGGCAGCUUUGGUCAAGUAUUCUAAGUGUUGGAUCACAAAACACAAAAGACAUUCGCUCUCAAAAUUAUCAGAAAUCAAGAAAAGUUAAAAAAGUAAGCAUUGGUCGAGGCAAACCUUCUGAUGAUGAUUAGAGAGAGAGACCCAUUAAACAAAUCUAACAUAGUGAGAAUAGAAGAAUAAUUUAAUUUUAGAGGGCAUUAAUGCAUAGUUUUUGAAAGACUAGAAUGCAAUUUGUUUGAACUUUUAAAACAAUAAAAAUUUAGAGGUUUAGAUUAUGAAACUUUGAGAAAAUUUUCAUAUCAAAUUUUAAUCGCCUUGAAUUAUCUAUAAAAACUCAAUAUUGUGCAUUGUGACUUAAAACCAGAAAACGUCAUGGUAUAAGAUAUGAAAUCAAAAAUAGUAAAACUAGUUGAUUUUGGUUCUGGAUGCAUUGAUGGAAACUAGGUCUACACAUACAUUUAAAGCAGAUAUUAUAGAGCUCCAGAAGUUAUAUUUGGAUUGAAAUAUGGGAUGGAAAUUGAUAUGUGGAGUUUUGCAUGUUUAGUAUCUGAAAUCCAUACUGGAUAACCAAUCUUCCCUGGAGACAACGAAAUUGAACAAUUUAAUUUAAUUAUGGAAGUUAUAGGAGCACCAUCUACUGAAUUUGCAUUAAAAUGUCCAAGAAAGAAGCAUUUCUUUGAUGAAAAUGGAUUGCCAAAAAAAACCAUCAAAACCUAUCGGAAACCAUAAUCAGUUUAGUUAUAAGAAAUUCUUAAAACUACCGAUGAUGACUUUGUCGAUUUCAUUUAGAGAUGCUUUACUUGGGAUGCUGAAUCAAGAUUAAAACCUUAAGAUGCAUUGAAUCACCCUUGGAUUUUGUCUGUUAAUCCUAGAGAAAAUAGUUCAAAAUUGAACAAUAAAUUCUUCAAAGAUAACGACUCAAGUAGCGCCUUCAAAAAAUCCAAAACCCAAUCAAAUACAAUUCUGUAGGAAUUUGAAAAAAAACUAAGUAAGGAUAACAUUUUUCUAAAAUUACAACAAACUCGAACUUUAAUUGCUAAUAACACCUUUGAAAACAAGCCAGUGCUGAGUAGCAGAUAUGUUAAUGAUAAGCCAACCUCAUCUGAUAGAAUAAGAUCGAAUAUUGCCCACUCAAUACACUAAAUACUAUCAUGUAGACAACAUAAUGCAAGUAACACUUAGUUUAUAAGGAAACCAUCUUUAGGAUGA
Molecule: messenger RNA, 1692 nt
Organism: Paramecium tetraurelia
Lineage: Eukaryota; Ciliophora; Oligohymenophorea; Peniculida; Parameciidae
Exons: 3
Biological process (GO): peptidyl-serine phosphorylation; peptidyl-threonine phosphorylation
Molecular function (GO): protein serine/threonine kinase activity; ATP binding
Source: RefSeq, a predicted model, not a curated record